Triticum aestivum (bread wheat) is the source of this 2128-nucleotide messenger RNA. RefSeq names its product L-type lectin-domain containing receptor kinase I.8. NCBI's taxonomy places the organism in Eukaryota, Viridiplantae, Streptophyta, Magnoliopsida, Poales, Poaceae. Gene Ontology annotation, molecular function: carbohydrate binding; protein kinase activity; ATP binding. The coding region runs from base 236 to 2128 and encodes 630 amino acids. The record is from RefSeq and is a predicted model, not a curated record. The transcript has 4 exons. Gene Ontology annotation, biological process: protein phosphorylation.
GCCGCGGCCCAUUUCACGAAAAUGGCCUUACACUUUGGUGACACCACACGGCCCGGCCGGCAGAGCAGACCUUGCGUUCCACUACAAAAAAAAAAGGCAGAGCAGACCCUACCUUAACUUCCACACAGCAGCGGCGGCGGCGGCGGCGGUACGAUUAGCUUCCUCGCCGGCGCGAUCGACGCCCACUCCGCCACCAGCCUAUGACAUCUGGUACCCGCCUCUGAGAUCCGGAACGAUGGCGGAGACGCAGCCGCGCUCGCCGCCGCCGUCGUGGUCGGCCAUCCCGCUGGACCUGGCAAGCCUGGUGCUCCGCCUCCUCCCCGCCUAUGCCGACCGCGCCCGCUUCGCCGCCGUGUGCCCGCAGUGGCGCGACGUCGCGCAGCAGUUCCUCCGCCUGCACCCGCCGCUGCCGCUGCUCGCGCUCCCGGACGGCACCUUCUACAGCCUCCCCUACGCCAAGCCCUUCCGCUUCCCGGGAUUCGGCUUCGCCGGGUACCAGGGCGUCUGCGGCAGCUGGCUCGUCUUCCCGCGCGACGACGAGUGCUUCCUGCAUGACCCGUUCGCCAGGGCAACCGUCAGGCUCCCUCCUCUCUCGCGCGUCCGGCUGCGUCCUCCAAACGCAGUCCAGAAAUGGACAAAAUGGGAAGACGGGGAGCGCUCCCCCGACCCUUACACCACAUGGAUGCAUAUAGAGGACAUGGAAGGGAAGCUGCGCAUGAGCAAGAUAAUAUUGUGCUCUCCCAACCUUGUUGCUGCUCUGGUCGGUGUUGGAAGGCCCUGUCACCUUCCAAUAUGCCAUCCAGGAGGCCCCAGUCAGAUUCUAAUGUGCCAGCCGGGGGCCUCGUCGUGGUCAGUACGCGCGUACGACAGGUGUAGGCUUUAUGAAGACAUGGCGUUCUACCAGGGCAAGCUCUACGCCAUUGCCAAUGAUGAGAACCUCUUUGUGGUGAACAUCAGCCAGGACCAAUGCACCGGGGAUCCACAGGUUUCUCGAGUUGGACAGGUCAUCAAGGGUGAUCCCUGGCAGACAGUUGCGUCCGAAGGUGACAAUGCACCCGGCAAGAAGCUCUACCUGGUUGAAUCACGCGGUCCAACCCUGUUCGGCAUCGACCACCCGACUCUCUCCGCGGUGAACGAGUCCGCCGGGUUCGUGGUCCUCUCGCGGACAGUCGAGCUCUGGCGCGGCGGUGAUGGCCGGCAGGGACCUCCCCGCCAGGCAUCCUUCAACACAAGCUUCACCAUGGACGGGACCUCGCCUGUGGCGUUCGUCGUCCUCCUCGACAGGUUCCCGACGUAUAAGGGAAAGUUUAUCAGCGUGACGACGUUCGUCUCGGGCCCCGGCGACCCCACGGAGCGCGGCAGCAACCGCUUUGCCACCGUCGAGGUUGGCACGGUGAAGUCGUACGCCCCGGAGUCUCCACGCGUGGGCCUCAACGUCACCGUCACGCCCAGCGGCGCGACGCCGAUGGUGACCGUGUGGAUCGACUACCAUGCCGUGCUGUCCCGCCUCGGAGUCUUCGUCGCCCCCACCGGCCGGACUAAGCCCCGCGAGCAGCUCGUCGGCGACUCGGCCGUCAACUUGACGGGUCGCACCAACCAGUCCGCGUUCGUCGGCUUCUCGGCCUCCAGGGUGGCCUAUGUCCUCUCCGGCGUCCGCGGCUGGGAUCUAACGGUGGAGAGGCUCUCGCCGGCCGCCGAGAAGGAUGAUAAUAAGAAGUCAUGGCUGGUGAUACUGCUCGCCGUUCUAGGAUCUGUGGCUUCCACGGCUGCCGUGGCCGCCGCCGUCGGUUUUUACUACAACUCCAGGUACAGGAGGUGGAAGAAGGACCUGGAGCAGCUGGCCAAGUCCAUGCAACGACUCCCGGGGAUGCCAUGCCGGAUCGACUUCUCCGACAUUAAGAAGGCCACGAAGAACUUCGACGGCACAAUGAAGUUGGGAUCGGGAACCUUUGGCUCCGUGUACAGAUGCAGGCUUCCUGCAGCACCAGAGACGGGCCGUCCAGAAAUGGAGGUGGCCGUCAAGAAGUUCACGCGAAACGACAACCGCCGCUUCGACGACUUCCUGGAGGAGGUCAGCGUCAUCAACCGUCUGCGCCACAAGAACAUCGUCCCUCUCAUCGGUACGUAG